Messenger RNA from Diabrotica balteata, 420 nucleotides. Lineage: Eukaryota; Metazoa; Arthropoda; Insecta; Coleoptera; Chrysomelidae. The record is from the annotation of a GenBank genome assembly.
AUGACCUAUAAGAGCAUUUUAAAAUUAGACAAUUUUACCAUCAAUGUUCUAGUUGAUUCUCGAUUGGCUCACACACAUCGAUCAGAUACGUGCAAAAUAUGUGAUGUCUUAGAUAAAAAACUCAAAUAUGUGACCCUCGACGAAAAUGAACGAAAAGUUUUAGCAGCGAAAAAGAAGUUGCCUAAAAUUAAGGCCGAUUUGUUUUUCAAGGAGCUAAAGGAGAAAACCACAUUGUACAAGCAUAGCGACAUAGUGGAAGUUGUGACCUUUGGCCUCCAACAAAAUCUUUCACUUCCAAAAAUUCCUGCUGGGGAAGCUUUCUACAAACGCCAGUUGUGGACAUACAACUUCUGCGUCCAUUCUGGUAAGAAAAAUCAAGCACACUUUUAUAGGAUAUCAUACAAUUUUAGUCCAAAUUAG